Molecule: messenger RNA, 1231 nt
Organism: Dermacentor silvarum
Lineage: Eukaryota; Metazoa; Arthropoda; Arachnida; Ixodida; Ixodidae
Exons: 6
Coding region: 2-1108 (368 amino acids)
Molecular function (GO): protein binding
Source: RefSeq, a predicted model, not a curated record
AAUGUCUCCUCCUUUCCAGGACGGAAACUUGCGUUUCCACAGAAGCUGGAAAUUUGAAGGUGCCAAUAAGAUGUCCUCGAGGUGUACUGUUCCUAUUAACGACCUGCAGCCUUGGAUGCACUACAUGGCAAGCCUCGAAGGUUGCUCCGGUGAAAUCUGCAGCGCUGCGGUGAACACAACAUUCAUAACGCCACCCACAUACUUAUCAAGCCCCUCUGUGACCAGAGUUGAAGCCACGAGCAACAGCUCGUUCGAACUUGCGUGGGACUUCUCGCAACAUGACAACCGUCUCUACCACGGCUUCCGUGUGAAGUACUGUCCGAGUAACAUUGCAUCGUGCCCAGUGCUUGACACCACUGACAAAAAUCUGAUCGUGCACGGGCUCAAUCCUGGCACCACCGUCAACAUUUACGUGCGAGCGCAGUUUAGAAGUUCGGACGGAAGAUUACGGCUUGGGAAUGUUGCAGCGGCGUCUGUUACUACGUGGAAUGACAUCCCCGACCUAGAAGUCACCUACGAAACCAACGUUCAAGAUGAAGUUGGAACCUGUUUGCUACGCUGGGUGUGCGUCAACAGCAGCGUCGAUUACAUCCAGUACAGGACAUCGGACAGAGGAAACUGGACCACAUGCAGUGAUUCGGCUGACUGCGAUGUAACUGUUAACAAUGGGCGGACCGCCGCGUUGUCGAGUGGAUACCUACGGCUCACCCACCAAAAACCACAAGCCGACUUCAUUAUUUGGAUCCGCGGCUGUAAUGACCAUGGAUGCGGACGAGAGCGCACUUUGUCAGUGCGCUCGUACGAUGCAGGUCCACCUUCGCUCUCCACUGUCACUAUCUUACUAAGAGAACCUGACGCACUGCUUAGAUGGAAUGUGUCAUAUCCAAGUUCUUAUGAUGGCGUCGAAGUUACCUGGCUGUGUGAUGGCAACAAAAGCACCUUUGAUCGCACCAGAAUAAAUGACUUUCCCAAUUACGAGAUCUACAAGCAGGCACUUCUAAAAGGUAUUCCUGCCAACGCCGAACAGUGCAAGUUCGUUGUCUCAACGUACGACGACCGAAACGGAGAAACCUAUUACGGUCCACCGAUGGAUGCCACUCUCCAAUAACAAUGAGACGGCGAUGACAGCGAGGAGGCAGCCUUACGCACUGGCAGUCUACGUAAUUUGAGCUCUUGGAUCAUUAUUGGAAAUAAAUACGACUUCUUCAAUCUACCUGGCAUCUGUAAGCGA